AUGGAAAAUCAGCCCCAAAGGGAAGUCGAGUUGAACUUGAAUGAUAUUGUUAGUGAUCCGGGAAAACGCAAGCCAAUUGAAGAGUUCGAUGUUUCAAUUCGUGAUAGAGUACGAAGAGAGUACUUGAAUAAGGGCCCUUGUCAACCAAUUGGACAUAAGUAUGAAAAAAAGAAAUAUGGUAUUCAAGAAAGAAGUUUUCAAGAUAUUUGGUUUAAAAAGUAUACAUGGCUAGAGUAUAGUGUAUCAAAGGAUGCAACUUUUUGCUUUUGGUGCUACCUUUUCAAGAAAUCAGAUAAAGGAGGUCGACAAUCAGACGAUGCUUUUACAAAGACAGGUUGUAGCAACUGGAAAAAUGCACUAGAAAGAUUCAAUUAUCAUGUUGGAGGCGUGAAUAGUUGUCAUAAUCAUGCUAGAAUUCAGUUCGAAGCUUUUCAAGAUCAAAGGAACAGUGUGGCAAGUAUAUUACGGUCAAAUACUCGUGAGAUGGAAGUUGCAUAUCGCAUUCGGUUGACACUCUCAUUGAAUGUGACUCGGUUUCUCUUAAAGCAAGGAUUAUCGUUUCGUGGACAUGAUGAGUCAAGUAGUUCUUUAAAUCGAGGUAAUUUUAUUGAGUUGCUUCUAUGGUUUAGUGAACUUAACGAUGUUGUAUCCAAAACUUUGUUUGCAAAUGCUCCUGCUAACAAUCAAAUGAAUUCACCACGAAUUCAAAAGGAAUUAGCAAAUGCUUGUGCUUCUGAGGUCACACUUGCCAUAGUUAAUGAUAUUGGAGAUAAAGUUUUUACUCUUUUGGUUGAUGAGGCUCGAGACGUUUCAAUGAAGGAGCAGAUGGGAGUUGUUUUAAGAUAUGUGAAUAACGAAGGAUAUGUGAUUGAGCGAUUUAUUGGGAUCGUGCAUGUAACUGACACUUCCUCUCAUACUUUGAAAUGUGCUAUUGAUGAUUUAUUGGUGAAGCAUAAUUUAUCUCUAUCUAAAGUGAGAGGGCAAGGAUACGAUGGAGCUUCUAAUAUGAGGGGUGAGUUUAAUGGAUUGAAAUCCUUAAUAUUGCAAGAAAAUCCAUAUGCCAUGUAUAUUCAUUGUUUCUCUCAUCAACUCCAAUUGAUUGUUGUUGCGGUUGCCAAGGGUAUUAGAGUUGUGAAGGAUGUUUUUAGCUAUGUCUCCCUGAUUGUGAAUAUGGUCGGGGCAUCUUGCAAGAGAAAAGAUCAACUUAGGCAGUUGCAACAUGAAAGAUUAGUUGAACAACUUAAUGAUGGAGAAGUCAUAAGUGGAAGAGGUAAAAAUCAAGAAACUAGUUUGUGUUGGAAGUUGUACGUGACGAUGCUACUCUCCGUGAUAACAGAAGUACCACUGAAGGAUUGA
Molecule: messenger RNA, 1356 nt
Organism: Salvia hispanica
Lineage: Eukaryota; Viridiplantae; Streptophyta; Magnoliopsida; Lamiales; Lamiaceae
Source: RefSeq, a predicted model, not a curated record